Molecule: messenger RNA, 1442 nt
Organism: Olea europaea var. sylvestris
Lineage: Eukaryota; Viridiplantae; Streptophyta; Magnoliopsida; Lamiales; Oleaceae
Product: alcohol dehydrogenase class-3
Exons: 9
Coding region: 116-1255 (379 amino acids)
Biological process (GO): formaldehyde catabolic process
Cellular component (GO): cytosol
Molecular function (GO): zinc ion binding; S-(hydroxymethyl)glutathione dehydrogenase [NAD(P)+] activity
Source: RefSeq, a predicted model, not a curated record
AUAAAAAUAAAAUAAAAUAAAAUAAUCAAUUCGGGCAGAUCACUCCUCACAGUCAUUACGAUCCUCAUCUCUCCCUGUGUUUCGUGUGUGAUUUCUUUUCACAUUCAUCGAUUCCAUGGCUACGAAAGGUCAAGUGAUUACUUGCAAAGCGGCGGUGGCCUGGGAACCCAACAAGCCUUUGGUGAUCGAGGAGGUUCAGGUGGCGCCGCCGCAAGCCGGCGAGGUUCGGAUCAAGAUCCUCUUUACUGCCCUCUGCCACACCGACGCUUACACCUGGAGCGGAAAGGAUCCCGAGGGUCUCUUCCCAUGUAUUCUUGGUCACGAGGCUGCAGGUGUUGUCGAAAGUGUUGGAGAAGGCGUGAUUGAGCUUCAGCCUGGCGACCAUGUCAUUCCUUGUUACCAGGCAGAAUGCAAAGAAUGCAAGUUCUGCAAAUCAGGGAAGACAAAUCUCUGUGGGAAAGUAAGGGUAGCUACUGGAGCUGGAGUAAUGCUGAGUGACCGUAAUAGUCGUUUUUCAAUCAAUGGCAAACCUAUUUAUCAUUUCAUGGGAACUUCAACAUUCAGUCAGUAUACUGUUGUACAUGAUGUUAGUGUUGCAAAGAUUGAUCCCAAAGCCCCUUUGGAGAAAGUAUGUCUUCUAGGUUGUGGUAUUCCAACAGGCCUUGGAGCAGUUUGGAACACAGCAAAAGUAGAACAAGGCUCUAUUGUUGCUGUUUUUGGCCUUGGCACUGUCGGACUUGCUGUAGCAGAGGGUGCAAAAGCUGCUGGUGCUUCACGGAUAAUUGGAAUUGACAUUGAUAGCAAAAAGUUCGAUACAGCAAAAAAAUUCGGCGUGACUGAAUUUAUCAACCCAAAAGACUAUGAUAAACCGAUACAGCAGGUAAUUGUGGAUCUAACAGAUGGUGGCGUCGAUUAUAGUUUUGAGUGCAUUGGGAAUGUCUCUGUAAUGAGGUCUGCUCUUGAGUGCUGCCAUAAGGGAUGGGGAACCUCGGUCAUUGUGGGUGUUGCAGCAUCAGGUCAAGAGAUAUCUACACGACCAUUUCAGCUGGUUACCGGUCGUGUAUGGAAGGGUACAGCUUUUGGUGGUUUUAAAAGUCGUUCUCAAGUACCUUGGCUUGUUGACAAAUAUAUGAAGAAAGAAAUCAAGGUUGACGAGUACAUUUCCCAUAAUUUGACUCUUGCAGAGAUAAACAAAGCUUUUGAUCUGAUGCAUGAUGGGGUUUGCCUCCGCGUGGUACUUAAUAUGCAUGCUUAAUAUGAUCCAACGUGCAUUUUGUUAUCAACAGUAGAUUUUCCUUGUCUUCGUGUUGUCCCUUUCAUGAGCAGGGAGAGGAAAAUCAUAUUUCCAGUUUCUGGAUUUGGAACUGUAUGUAUUUUACUGACUUUGCCUCUUUGGUUGAGAUUGACAUUUUCUUUGAUGGUUUGCAUAGAUUUCGACUGUC